AUGGAGGAGACCAAUCCCGAGUCGAGAACGAAGAAGGACAGAGUUCAGGUGCGGCCUGGACACAACGGGGCAAACCCCCAGCUGAGAAGGAGAACAGAGCGGCGAGAGAAGCACAGCGAGUCAGGCGCGUUUCUUCUGUUCUUGGUCAUUACCCAUUCGCUCACUCCACCGACCGGCUUCACCGAUAUGAGCACUAAUAAAGGAACGGUCAGGAAGCUGUUCGACCCGAUGGUGGGCGAGUUCUAUGCUGAUUUGGACAUUUCACAUCUGAAGGAGUUUCUGGAGCCCAAGUUGAGGUAGGUUUAUCUUUGAAACGGUUUCGAAAUCGGAUAAUGAAAGUGUUUACGUGCAUUUUUUCGGUUUUUUGUGCGUCGAAUCAUUCGAAUUUGUAGUUUAACGUGCACAAACUAUUCUUGGUUGUAUUUUAUGCUGCUUUUAGAAGGUUUCUAUCUAUAAAAACGUUUACAACAAGAGGCUGGGGGAUUAAUUUGCUUUGAUAAAUUAGACCUAAAGUUGACGUGUGGUUUCAUAUAAAUAAAAACAGAUUAAAAAUGGGUAAUACAGUAGGAGUUGAAGUUAAUGUUUGUGACAUACUACAUAAAAUCUAACUUUUAUUGUUUUAGGUACCGAAAUGACGCAGCUUUGGCCGAAUUCGCGUUCAAGAAUGCUCCGCAACCGACCGCCGUGAACAUGUUGAUGGUCUCGAACCAGAGAAUGACGGCGAUGCGACGUCAAGCAGAAGAUCCAUCUCUGUUGGACUACGACGCUAUCGAUGCAUCAUGGCGCAGAGAUAUCGAACUUGAAAAGGGUCUGCCACCUUUGGACACUGGGUACAACGGGUGUUUGGGACAAGGAUGCUCAAGCUCAACUACCAGCGACACUGCCUCAGAUCAAUAUCAACGUGAUCUGCAGAUUUUAACAGAGAAAAGCAUGUUCGGUGUAAGUUGAAAGUUUUAUUGCAAUUUGGGUUCAAAGAACAAUAUAAGAGAUUUUAAUUAAAAAUAGUGUUACACUUGUAAGUGUAAUCGAGUACUGUAGGUUUAAUAUAAUCUUGUGUUAUUAGUCGAGAGUUAGUUUACAAACAAAGUACUGAGGCAGCUUUGCGUGACAACUGUAGUCGAACCAAGUUCCCUUCAGUUCUUGGUUGUAUGCCAUAUAUACACAAUCAACUUCUGGCUCAUUAGGCUGACUGGAGUCCCAGUUUAGGUAGUUGACAGGGGUACCAUCACUCCAUUCGUACGAUCCUUCUGUAUCUUGCACUUUGUUCAGUCCAGUCCAAAUAUUGUUUUCUGAAACUCAUUUCUAAACUAGUUUUUGUUACAAUUUAAGAAGUUGAGCAUUAGAUUUUAAAUUGUUACAGUAACCUUCUUACUCUUUCUGAGUUUGUGAACAAAGUCAUUUUCGGCUAGAUCUCUUAUAGAAACCAGAUGAGCUCCGAGUUCUCGACAGAAGUUUUCUGCCGGAAUCCACAUUAACUCUUCUUCGAACAUACGAUACCAAUAGCCUGCGUACAGUUUCCAUCCCUAAAUUACACUUACAUUUAGUUUUGUGAUACAGAUACUUAAAACGAAGUAUAAAUGACAUUAGCUGUGAAUAUAGACGUCUUUACCUGAUUCAUAAGAUUGGACACAGUCAGGAUUCUGAGUUGUUGUUCGAGUUUACUGUCAAAUCUAGUUUCGUUCUUUAACUUGGCAGGGAUUACUGUAUCCACAUAGUGGGAGCUGACGUAAGUCAACAGCGAUGUUAGAUAAAGUAGUCGCAUGUUUAGUUUCUGACUGAUUACGAGAGUUAGAGAAGGUCUGUAAUGAUAAACAAAUCAAAGUUAACAAAAAAUGACAUUGUUUAGUUAUAAAAUUGAAAAAGUUAUGAAAAAAAUACAAUUUGCAGUGAUAUAAUGAUGUCAGUUACAAUUUAUAAUUUCAGACAUUGUCCACCGAAGAGGCUUACCAAUAUGAAGACCUGGCCAAGGCUCAAUUCGCCGACUUCUACCAACAACUACCUGGAUUCAAAAAGGGAAAUCAACGAGAAUGGCUGUCCCCAAACGACAUGAAAAGAGUUUUGGGCGAUCUGCAAGACAAUUCAGAGUGUUUCAACAAUUUGAAGGACACUGCCCACUCUUCCAGCUACAGCGAUCUUACUCUGUGCCAAGGAGAGAACAUGAUCGUAAACGAUGUUCACUUCGGAGUCGACCAUCUGGAAGAACAGAUCAGUGACACUGAGACUGAAGUGGAGGGAUUGCCUGAGGAGUUCAAGGAUUUUGACAAAUCAACUUCAUUGAACUUGUCAAUGGAAGACUCUUCUCAGAUUCUGAACGAUGAACAAGUCAGAGCUGACCUAGGCGAUGGUGAGUUGAACUUAUAUUUAAAAACGGCAACGUUUUAUUUAUAAAAAAUUUUAUUUUUUUAAUUCAUGUUGUUUUAGCCUACUGGCUGCACGAGUUUGAAGGGAUGGAAAUGCUGGGCGAAUUCCAAAACCACUUUGCUGACGAUGACGACGAAUCUAGUCGUAGAAGCGCUUCUCCAGUUCCAGAUGUUGGCCGAGUUGAAGAAGUCGAAAAUUGUUGCGAACCAGAGAGAGACACGACUCCUUCUAGCGGGUAAAAUAUGACACUUGUUUCAAUUUGCUUUUUAGAAUCGGUUCCAUGCGCUCUUCCGGAUCUUCUCCAUCACAUACUGACGAGCAUGGUGUCUCUGAUGUUGAGAACCGGCAGUAUUACCACUCUAGAAUCUACAACAAGCUUGCUCCGAAGUUGAGGGAAAGUUACUGUUCGAUGUCUUCUGAAUCUUCUUACGAUUUGGAGACGAUUAGAGUUGGAUCUCGAGCACGACACGAUUCAAUGUUUGGAUCUUCUUCAACUGUGAGACCUUUCGCUCCUCAGAAUGGGGAUCAGCAGAGAAAGCGAGGAAGACAGUCUAAGGACGAGCAGUUGGCUAUGGAGAAUGGACUGCCAGCUUCAGCUGAAGAGUUCGCAGGAAUGACCCACAUGGAGAUUCAGAGGUUUAUGCGAGAUCCAAACUUGACCGUGCAACAGAAGGCGUUGAUCAAGAAGAUCAGGAGAAGAGGUGAGUCAAUGACUUCAAAAAUUAACUUUGAGUCAAAAGAAGCCUGUGAAAUAAGUUUUUUUUUGAGAAAAGGAGAAUAUCGUUUUGUCAAAAAGAUUAAGAUUUUUUGUUUAUUUUUAACUGUCUGACUAAUCUACAAAAGCGAUUGUUCUCUCAUGUUAUAAUGUCAUAACUUUCUAUUGCAAGGUCCUUGUUUGGUCUUUCACUGCUCAUUGAACAAUUACCAAAGUCUGUUUUCAUUGCGAAUCCGUCUUGCAAACAAAUUCCUGGGAAUUUCAUGGGUAAUAUAUUUGUCGAACAUAAUAUAGCUAACGUAUAUUUUCGUCUCUUCCUCGAACACAGCUAUCUUAUAUUAGGUAUAUAAAUACAUAAUUUAAAUUGAUUAUUGACCAAAACACAUUUACUCAAUGACUCGAUUCAAUUUGAAUUGUUUUAGGUCGCAACAAGGUGGCGGCGAGAAAGUGCAGGGAACGUCGUACUGGGGAAGGGGCUGACGAGCCUUCCACUUCCAAGCAGAUGCUGAACGACCCUUCCUCGAUGAGUUUGUUCGACUUUUAA
Messenger RNA from Bursaphelenchus okinawaensis, 3620 nucleotides. The record is from the annotation of a GenBank genome assembly. NCBI's taxonomy places the organism in Eukaryota, Metazoa, Nematoda, Chromadorea, Rhabditida, Aphelenchoididae.